Messenger RNA from Penicillium cosmopolitanum, 216 nucleotides. RefSeq lists its product as uncharacterized. Bases 1 to 216 code for a protein of 71 amino acids. The record is from RefSeq and is a predicted model, not a curated record. The transcript is spliced from 2 exons. Lineage: Eukaryota; Fungi; Ascomycota; Eurotiomycetes; Eurotiales; Aspergillaceae.
AUGGCCACGAGGAUAUUAUACGACUUCUUCUACAAAGAAAAGCGGACAUCAACCGUUGAUACCCGCUAUAAAGGGCUUCUGACCUCGGCCACGAGGAUAUUUAAUCAGGCUAUGACGAGGCUUUUGAUCGACAAUAGAGCCAAUAUAAUGGAUAAAGCCCCGUUACGAGCCGCUGGUAGAAAUGGUCACCACGCGAUAAUGAAGAUUCUCAUUUAG